Molecule: messenger RNA, 3657 nt
Organism: Choloepus didactylus (southern two-toed sloth)
Lineage: Eukaryota; Metazoa; Chordata; Mammalia; Pilosa; Megalonychidae
Gene: CCDC85A
Product: coiled-coil domain containing 85A
Exons: 7
Coding region: 120-1865 (581 amino acids)
Biological process (GO): negative regulation of DNA-templated transcription
Cellular component (GO): nucleus
Source: RefSeq, a predicted model, not a curated record
GGUGCAGCUGACUCGCCUGAGCGCACACGGGUGUGAGCGGAGGCAGCCCUGCUGCGUCCGCACCUUCGGGAGCCGCUUUGCCUUUUCCACCCACUCGCACCUGCCACCCUACGGACAUUAUGUCGAAGGCGGCCGGAGGCGCAGCGGCGGAAAGUUGUCCCCCAGCCACCGCUGGCCCAUCCGCGGCUGCCGCGGUGGAGGACCUGUCCAAAGUGUCGGAUGAGGAGCUGCUGCAGUGGAGCAAGGAGGAGCUGAUCCGCAGCUUGCGGCGCGCGGAGGCCGAAAAGGUGAGCGCGAUGUUGGACCACAGCAACCUCAUCCGCGAGGUGAACCGCCGCCUGCAGCUGCACUUGGGCGAGAUCCGCGGGCUCAAGGAUAUCAACCAGAAACUCCAGGAGGACAACCAGGAACUGAGGGACCUCUGCUGUUUCCUGGAUGACGACCGACAGAAAGGCAAGAGGGUGUCCCGGGAGUGGCAGAGACUGGGCCGCUACACGGCUGGGGUGAUGCACAAAGAAGUGGCCUUAUACCUGCAGAAGCUGAAGGAGCUGGAGGUGAAGCAGGAGGAAGUAGUGAAAGAGAACAUGGAGCUCAAGGAGCUCUGUGUGCUGCUGGAUGAGGAGAAAGGCGCGGGCUGUGCAGGCAGCCGCUGCUCUAUCGACAGCCAGGCCAGCCUGUGCCAGCUUGCUGCCUCCACAGCGCCAUAUGUGCGGGAUGUGGGCGAUGGCAGCAGCACCUCUAGCACAGGCAGCACCAACAGCCCUGACCACCACAAACACCAUGCCAGCAGUGGCAGCCCUGAGCACCUGCAGAAGGCCCGGGGCGAGGGCAGCCCAGAGCACCCCAAGCACAGGAGUGCCAGCCCCGAGCACCUGCAGAAACCCAGGGUCUCUGGGACCCCGGAUCACCCGAAAGCACUCAAAGGACCCAGCCCGGAGCACCAUAAACCCUUGUGCAAGGGCAGCCCAGAACAGCAAAGGCACCCACACCCAGGGGGCAGCCCCGAAACAUUGCCCAAGCACAUGCUGAGUGGGAGCCCUGAACACUUCCAGAAGCACAGACCUGGGGGCAGCCCUGAAAACGCUAGGCACAGCGGCGGGAGCCCGGAGCAUCUUCAGAAACAUGCCCUAGGUGGGAGCCUGGAGCAUCUCCCCAGAGCCAGGGGCACUAGCCCCGAGCACCUCAAACAGCAUUAUGGAGGAAGUCCUGAUCACAAACACGUGGGAGGAGGCAGUGGAGCAGGUGGAGGUGGCAGUGGUGGAGGCAGCAGAGAGGGCACCCUCCGAAGGCAGGGUCCCGAGGAUGUGUCAGCCCAUCACCGGAGUGUCUACAGUGGCAUGAACGAAUCAACCUUGUCCUAUGUUAGGCAGCUGGAGGCAAGAGUAAGACAGCUGGAGGAAGAAAAUCGCAUGCUGCCCCAGGCCACCCAGAAUAGAAGGCAACCUCCAACUAGAAACAGCUCAAAUAUGGAGAAAGGCUGGGGGCCCAGAGCCCGGCGGGUCUUGCAGUGGUGGCAAGGGUGCCGAGGAAUAGGACGAUGCCUGCCCACUCUCCCGGGUUCUUUUAGGUUGUCAUCAGGGGCUGAUGGGAGUAACAGUUCACCCAACUCUCCAGCUAGCUUCAGUGGACAUACCACACCUUCUCAGCAGCCUGAACCCGUGGUACACUCUCUUAAGGUCUUGGAUGUUCAGGAAACUAUAGAUCGCCAACAGGGUAAAGAGUAUGAACAUGACCUUAGUGAGACAGAAAAAGCUAUAGUCAGAGAAAUGUGCAAUGUUGUGUGGAGGAAACUUGGAGAUGCUGCAGGUUCCUGUCCUGGAAUUAGGCAACAUUUGUCAGGAAACCAGUACAAAGGGCCAAUGUGAGAAGCUCUCUCCUUCAAAUAAGACAUCGCCUCUGCCAGAGAGUUAAAAAAAAGAAGAAAAAGAAGAGUUGAUCUCCGCAAACCUGGAUUCAUGGAAUAACAUGGAUGGAGUAAUUGUACAUUGCACAUAUUUGUCCUCUAAAACCUUUAGUACAACAUCCCCCAUCAAACUGAUAUUUUCUGUCUCUUGCUUCAGUGUCCAUAACAGUCACUCUCCAACAAGGUAGCUUUGAAAAUCACCAUUUUGUUACCAAUAUGUUCAUUAGAACUAAAACGUUUUGACUCUGAAGAUCUAAGAUUAAAUUGGGAAUCCUGCAUGGAGGGAAGAGUCCAGGGGGGCCUCAGUGAUUUUGAUUUGACUCAUUACAUAUAAUGGUGGGAGUUUUCUGCCAUGCUGUGUUGAAGAUGAGGGGGUGUCUUCCAGCACCCCAGAUUUGAGAGUUGGAUACCUAUCUCUCAUACUUCAGUCACCAAAAUACUAAUUCCUGAAGCAUAAUUAAUGUGGAUGCAAGAUAAGAUUGGGUUUCUGGCUUUUUGUUUGGUUUUAACAUUUGAGGUGCUAAAACUACCACAUAACUUCUCUAUACCUUCUAGAAGGGUAGCAAGACUUUGUAGAGUACUUAUCAGAGGGUGCCAUUUGUUUCAAUUGACCAAAAUAAAUACUCAUUUUUUUCUUUUGCUCUUGAUGCAUUGCUCAGAGGGACAUGUAUUGCAGACAAACCAACCUCCAGAUUCAUUCAAUGUAUCCACUGACGUUAAUAUUAAUCAUUUCAACUAAAAAAUAAGCAAACAUAAUUUUUCUAAGUGUUUCCAGCUGUGUGAUGUCAAUUUCUACAAUUUUAGUUUCUAGACAUGCUGUUAUAUUUAAUAAACUUUAUGUAGACCUUAAAAUAUUGCACUGCAUUUAUGAAAAAAGCUUUCUUUGCCUACUGCAGCUAUCUAACAUUUUAUGAAACUGACGCAUGUCCUUCAUUAUUGAGGUUAAAAGCUCUUGUUCAGAUUGCUUGAGGUUUGAAAAGGGGUGUGCUAGCUUUGCUUAGUUUAUUUCUUACUUUUGGUAAAUUACUCUCUAUAUAAUAUUAGAUUGUAUGUACUGGAAAUGCUAUGAUAGAUAUUUUGUGUUUAUCCACAUGCAAUGAUAAUUUCUUGUAUGAAUGUUUGAGAGCCCUGUGACAGAAUGCUGUUAAGUUUUUACUGUAGUUUAAGAUUAUAAAAGUAGGAAUGCAACAAUUCCCAGUUUUCAGAUUUCUUCUAAAUUAUUCAGAUUGAUACAUAGCAGAUAUUCUCUGUUGUUGUUUUGUUUUUAAAAUGAGUUCCUUCCAAAGUGUAUUAAUUGUCAUUGGUGGGGGAAAGUAAGGGGAUUUUGUUAUACUUAAAAAAGUGUUACUGUGAUGAAAAUCCAGCCCUUUGUUUCCAGGAAAUAUUUAUGAAUUAAUUUACUGUAGAAUUAUCUUUCUAAUUAUUGUAAUUGGGUUACCAUUUAAGCCCAUCUUUCUUUUUAAAUGUUAUAGAUUUUUAAAUGUUAUUGCCCUGUUAAAGAAAAUUGCUUGCUAUAUUUACACCUUCUGUCUUAGAAAAGCUUUCAUCCUUAAAUUGUUGUAUUCCUAUAUUCUGAAGACAUUUAAAACAAGUUUUUGUGCCUGCAGCAGAGCCUGCAGAAGCCAAUAAAAGGGGCACUGGUCUUUAGACAAAAUACUUGUGUAAAUUUUGAUACUGUAUUAAAACUAUUUUUUUAAAGUUCUGCAUAAAAUUGAGUAUAUGUGUUCAUCUUAGCACUGGUAAUAAAUUAUUUA